This is a messenger RNA of Staurois parvus, 348 nucleotides long. Lineage: Eukaryota; Metazoa; Chordata; Amphibia; Anura; Ranidae. The record is from the annotation of a GenBank genome assembly.
UCAUGCUGCUGCCAGGUCCAGAGUCUCUCAUGGGUCCCUGUACGGCCUCCCAUUGCUGCUGUCUCCAUCGCCACACUCUGCCAUGUGCCACUUUCAGGUCUCCUCACACUGCUGGUGUGUUCCAUUUUUUGUCAUAGGGUGCUGGCAGAUUACGGGCCUCCCAUAGCUGCUGCCAGGCCCCUAAUCUGCCAUGGGCCCCUAUAUACCGCCUCCUCAUGCUGCUGCCAGGUCCAGAGUGUCUCAUGGGUCCCUGUACGGCCUCCCAUUGCUGCUGUCUCCAUCGCCACACUCUGCCAUGUGCCACUUUUCAGGUCUCCUCAUCACACUGCUGGUGUGUUCAAUUUUUUG